GAAGAACACAACAGAGCAAGAGCGCGGGAGCAAAUACGGAGAGAGAGAGACUUUACCUUGAGACUUCCGUGUGAGGCUCCUGCUAGUGCUGUUGGCGCCCCCUGCUGGAGUGGGCUGAGUGGGAUGCGAUGACCCUGUGCGGCAGGAAGGCGCUGACCCUGCUCAGCAGCGUGUUUGCCGUGUGCGCGCUGGGCCUGCUGGGCAUCGCCGUCAGCACCGACUACUGGCUCUACCUGGAGGAGGGCGUCAUCCUGCCCCUCAACCAGAGCACCGAGGUACGCAUGUCCCUGCACUCGGGCCUCUGGAGGGUCUGCUUCGUGGCAGAGACAUCUGCUGCCGAGCGAGAGUUUCCCACCAGUAAACCAGGGGAGGAGAAGGGCCGAUGCUUCACCAUCGAGUACGUCAUGCCCACCAAUGUCCAGAUGACCUCAGAGUCCACCGUCAGUGUGCUGAAAAUGAUCCGCUCAGCCACGCCCUUCCCGUUGGUCAGUCUCUUCUUCAUGUUCAUUGGCUUCGUCCUGAACAACAUCGGGCACAUCCGCCCCCACCGCACCAUCCUGGCCUUCGUCUCUGGCAUCUUCUUCAUCCUCUCAGGUCUAUCCCUGGUGGUCGGCCUGGUCCUCUACAUUUCCAGCAUUAACGACGAGAUGCUGAACAGGACCAAGUCCAACGAGGCCUACUUCAGCUACAAGUACGGCUGGUCCUUCGCUUUCGCCGCAAUCUCCUUCCUGCUCACAGAGACGGCUGGCGUGAUGUCCGUCUACCUGUUCAUGAAGCGCUACACAGCCGAGGAGAUGUACCGGCCGCACCCGGGCUUCUACCGGCCGCGCCUGAGCAACUGCUCCGACUACUCGGGCCAGUUCCUGCACCCGGACGCCUGGGCGCGCGGACGCAGCCCCUCGGACAUCUCCAGCGAGGCCUCGCUCCAGAUGAACUCCAACUACCCCGCCCUGCUCAAGUGCCCCGACUACGACCAGAUGUCCUCCUCGCCCUGCUGAGACGCCUCCCUCUCUUCCUCUCUCUUUCUUCUCUUGCUCUCUCUCUCUCUCUCUCUCUCUCGCUCCCUCUUGCCCUCUCUACAUCUGUAGCUCUUUCACUCCCUGUUUCUCCUUUUCUUAAUCUCUCUCUUCCUCUCUCUCUCUC
Sardina pilchardus (European sardine) is the source of this 1143-nucleotide messenger RNA. RefSeq names its product calcium channel, voltage-dependent, gamma subunit 5a (gene cacng5a). The record is from RefSeq and is a predicted model, not a curated record. Bases 129 to 998 code for a protein of 289 amino acids. Gene Ontology annotation, molecular function: voltage-gated calcium channel activity; channel regulator activity. The transcript has 7 exons. Gene Ontology annotation, biological process: neurotransmitter receptor transport, postsynaptic endosome to lysosome; transmission of nerve impulse; calcium ion transport. Lineage: Eukaryota; Metazoa; Chordata; Actinopteri; Clupeiformes; Clupeidae. Gene Ontology annotation, cellular component: postsynaptic density membrane; AMPA glutamate receptor complex.